Messenger RNA from Myotis davidii, 772 nucleotides. RefSeq names its product kallikrein related peptidase 10 (gene KLK10). Gene Ontology annotation, biological process: proteolysis. Gene Ontology annotation, molecular function: serine-type endopeptidase activity. The record is from RefSeq and is a predicted model, not a curated record. Bases 1 to 675 code for a protein of 224 amino acids. The transcript is spliced from 5 exons. NCBI's taxonomy places the organism in Eukaryota, Metazoa, Chordata, Mammalia, Chiroptera, Vespertilionidae.
AUGGUCACCCAGGGAAGGCCUGGCCAGGGGUCCCUGGGCAGAGGAUCCAGCGGCCCGCAGGACAAGCAGAAGCGCUUCUGGGUCACCACCUCCUUCUCAUCCGCGACAACCAGGCAGCUGUGGGCCCGCGUUGGGGACGACCACCUGCUGCUUCUCCAGGGUGAGCAGCUCCGCAGAACCACUCGCUUCAUCAUGCACCCCAAGUACCACCACGGCUCGGGCCCCAUCCUGCCGAGACGCACGGAUGACCACGACCUCAUGCUGCUGAAGCUGGCCAGGCCGGCCGUGCUCGGGUCACGCAUCCAGACCCUGCGCCUGCCCUACCGCUGCGCCCAGCCUGGAGACCAGUGCCAGGUGGCUGGCUGGGGCACCACGGCCCACCGAAGAGUGAAAUACAACAAGGGUCUGAGCUGCUCCAGGGUCAGCAUCCUGAGACCCAGGGAGUGUGAGGCCUUCUACCCCGGCGUCCUCACCAACAACAUGCUGUGCGCGGGACUGGACCAGGGCCAGGACCCCUGCCAGAGUGACUCCGGCGGCCCCCUGGUCUGCGAUGAGACCCUGCAGGGCGUCCUGUCCUGGGGCGUUUACCCCUGCGGCUCCGCUCAGCACCCGGCCGUCUACACGCAGAUCUGCAAAUACACUUCCUGGAUCGAGAAGACCAUCCGCUCCAACUGACCCCACGACUCCUUCCCCGUCUCACAUCCUUCCUUGUACAGUCGCCGGACUUUCCCUCCCUCGCCCUGUCCAGAGCUCCGCCACCCGUCCUUACCAG